This is a messenger RNA of Bufo gargarizans (Asiatic toad), 5572 nucleotides long. It is a transcript of the gene VCPIP1, whose product is annotated as valosin containing protein interacting protein 1. The transcript is spliced from 3 exons. The record is from RefSeq and is a predicted model, not a curated record. Gene Ontology annotation, molecular function: cysteine-type deubiquitinase activity. The coding region runs from base 138 to 3704 and encodes 1188 amino acids. Gene Ontology annotation, biological process: protein K11-linked deubiquitination; protein ubiquitination; endoplasmic reticulum membrane fusion. Lineage: Eukaryota; Metazoa; Chordata; Amphibia; Anura; Bufonidae.
GCCUCGGAAACAGAAAGGGGCGGAGCAGCAGCUGGCGGAGAGCGGGGGUUGUGCUUCCGCAUUGGAGACCGUUGCUGUUGCUGCUGGUGGCCGGGCGCGGGAGGAUGAGCAAGCGGUGAGCGCAGCAGUGUGCAGACAUGGCUCAGCAGCCUCCUCAGUCCCCGGCACAGGCGCAGCAGAGGAGGAGGGACCGCCGCAUCUUUUCAGGGACCUGUCCGGACCCUAAGUGCAGGGCCCGGCUCUUCUUCCCGGCUCAGGGGUCUGCCAGUAUCGAGUGCACCGACUGCGGCCAGAGACAUGAGCAGAGACAGCUGCUGGAGGUGGAGGAAAUCACCGAGCCGGACGUGGUGCUCCACAACCUGCUGAGGAACGCCCUGCUGGGGGUGGCUGGGACCCCCAGGAGGAACACGGACAUGGUGAAAGUCAUGGGGCUCUCCAACUAUCACUGCAAGCUGCUGUCCCCCAUCCUGGCCCGGUAUGGCAUGGACAAGCAGACUGGCAAGGCCAAGCUGCUGAGGGACAUGAACCAGGGGGACGUGUUUGACUGCUCGCUGCUGGGGGACAGGGCCUUCCUGAUUGAGUCCGAGCACGUAGACACGGUGGGCUAUGGGAAGGACCGCUCGGGUAGCCUGCUGUACCUUCACGACACCUUGGAGGACAUCAAGAAGGCCAACAGCAACCAAGAGUGCUUCAUACCUGUGCACGUUGAUGGGGAUGGGCACUGCUUGGUGCACGCCGUGUCUCGGGCGCUGGUGGGUAGAGAGCUUUUUUGGCACGCUUUACGGGAGAACCUAAAAAAGCAUCUGAAAGAAAACCUGGACAGAUACAAAGCCCUCUUCCAUGACUUCAUCGAUGUGGCGGAGUGGGAAGACAUCAUCAAUGAGUGCGAUCCGUGGUUUGUCCCGCCGGAAGGCGUUCCUCUAGGUCUGCGUAAUAUUCACAUAUUCGGACUUGCCAAUGUUCUUCAUCGGCCCAUUAUAUUGCUGGAUUCCUUAAGCGGCAUGAGAAGUUCGGGGGAUUAUUCGGCUACUUUCCUUCCCGGAUUGAUACCUGUGGAAAACUGUAAAGGUAAAGAUGGACAGCUCAAUAAACCAAUCUGCAUUGCCUGGAGCAGCUCAGGACGCAAUCAUUACAUCCCUUUGGUUGGUAUCAAAGGUGGUCCCUUGCCAAAAUUACCCUUGAAAUUACUUCCCAAAGCAUGGGGGGUGCCACAAGAUUUGAUCCGAAAGUACGUCAAGUUGGAGGAGGACGGUAGUUGCGUUAUUGGAGGAGACCGGAGUCUACAAGACAAGUAUCUUCUACGACUGGUGGCUGCUAUGGAAGAGGUGUUCAUGGACAAGCAUGGCAUCCACCCCAGUUUGGUCGCUGACGUGCACCAGUACUUUUACAGACGGACUGGAGUCAUUGGCAUUCAGCCUGAAGAAGUUACUGCUGCCGCUAAGAAGGCAGUGCUGGAAAAUCGCCUUUACAAAUGCCUUAUAUGUGGGGCUUUGUCAGAACUUCUGGUUCCUCCAGAGUGGUUGGCCCCCGGUGGCAAGCUCUAUAACCUGGCAAAGUCAACACACGGUCAGUUGAAGCCAGAUAAGAAUUACAGCUUUCCCCUCAAUAACAUUGUCUGUUCAUAUGACGCAGUAAGCGAUAUUUUAGUACCUGACUUUACGUUGAGCAAUUUGACCAGUUGUAAUUGGUGUCGGGGGAACAACGUCCGCAGAGUGAGGAGCGAUUCAUCCAUUGUGUAUCUGGAUGGAGACAGAACUAACACUAGGUCUUACGGGGGCAAAUGUGGUUGUGGCUUUAAACAUUACUGGGAUGGUAAGGAAUAUGACAACUUACCUGAAGCCUUCCCUAUAACACUAGAGUGGGGCGGAAGAGUAGUGAGGGAAACGGUCUACUGGUUCCAGUAUGAAAGUGACACCAGUCUGAAUAGUAAUGUCUAUGAUGUUGCCAUGAAACUAGUCACUAAGCACUUCCCAGGGGAGUUUGGCAGUGAAAUUCUUGUACAGAAGGUCGUCAACACAAUAUUACAUCAGACAGCCAAAAAGAAUCCUGAUGACUACACCCCGGUAUCCAUAGAUGGAGCUCACGUCCAACGAGUGGAAGAUAUUAAACCAGAACAGGACUCAGACUCUCAUUUACCAACAAAAAUCAUUCUGACUGGCCAAAAGGCCAAAACGUUGCACAAGGAAGAGUUAAACAUGAGCAAAACCGAAAGGAAGAUUCAGCAAAACAUCACAGAACAAGCGUCCGUAAUGCAGAAACGCAAAUCCGACAAGAUUAAACAGGAAGAGAAAGGGAACGUGAGAUCUUCCUCUCCUGGCACGGUCAGAGAUGGUCCUUCAUCAGGGCCUUCAACACCCACAAAAACGCCUUACUCCCCGACAUCCUCCAAAGAAAAGAAAAUCCGCAUAACCACCAAUGAUGGCCGCCAGGCAAUGCUUACCUUAAAGUUCUCCACGACGUUCUCUGAGCUGCAGGACGGAAUAGCUAAAGAGUUGGAUAUUCCUCCUUACUUACAGAGUAUUCGCUAUGGAUUUCCUCCUAAAGAGCUGCUACCACCCAAGGAUGGUAUGGAGAAUGAACCUGUACCCUUACAACAUGGAGACCGAGUGACGGUAGAAAUUUUAAAGGCCAAAGAAAAACCUGUACAGCACACGUCUGCUCACUCGGCCCAUGCAGUCACAGAGGAGGAUUCUGCUGUGUCUGUGAAGUCGGUUUCCAAGGAGCUUCAAGACCAGAUUGAUAAGGAGAUGUACUCCCUGUGUUUGCUGGCCACCCUCAUGGGAGAAGAUGUUUGGUCCUAUGCUAAAGGCCUGCCUCAUCUGUUCCAGCAGGGUGGUGUCUUCUACAACAUUAUGAAGAAAAACAUGGGUGUGGUUGAUGGAAAACACUGCACAUUUCCGUACCUACCUAACAAGACAUUUGUUUACAAUGCGGCUGAAGACCGGCUAGAACUGUGUGUGGAUGCUGCUGGCCAUUUUCCUAUUGGUCCUGAGGUUGAAGACUUAGUUAAAGAGGCGCUGACUCAAGUGCGUUCAGAAGCAUCUUCCAGAAGCAGAGACUCUAGUCCUUCACAUGGGCUGAUGAAACUAGGCAGUGGUGGAGUGGUGAAGAAGAAGUCUGAGCAACAUCACAAUGUAACAGUCUUUCAAGGCAAAGGACACUCUCUAGGAACAGCUUCCACAAGUCCAGAACAUAACCAGAGAACCAGAGCUGCAACCAAGACAAGCUCAACUGCCAAUAGCACUGCAACCUAUUCUGAAUCCUCAUCAUUUCUGUCUACAUCGAAGGAUAGUGAGCUUAUUAGAGUAGCUCCCGGAGUAGUCACUAUGAGAGAUGGUCGCCAACUUGACCCCAAUUUAAUUGAAGCCCAACGGAAAAAAUUGCAAGAAAUGGUUUCCUCCAUUCAGGCUUCGAUGGAUAAGCACUUACGGGAUCAAAAUGCAGAACCAUUGUCAGGAUCUGAUACUCCGCCAAAGAAGGGAGAAUGGCUUUCAUCAAAGCCCAUGGGCAGCCCUUCAAGGGCGAAUGUAGACACAACUAUGGCACCUGUAGCACCUGCCGGUAAUGUUGAGAGCUCUAUAGCAACAUCAUUAUCCGUUAGACCUAAAGUCCGGUCUGCAGGUUCUACAGAUGUUCCAGAAGAGAUGGACAGUCAGGACACAGAAGAAAUAGCCAACAUAGCUGAGCCUAUGGAUCAUUCAUGAUUAGUGAAAAGUUUCAAUCUCGAGGAACAUACAUAAAAAUAUAUAUAAAUAUGUAAUAAGAUGGCUGGGCCACAGUUUGAAAUAGUCCUUUAAAUAAUUCUUGUACAUUCAGAAGUCUAUUAAAUUCUUUUUCGCUGCAUGAAAAUGUGUGUAAUUUGGGGGAAUAAAAAGCUUUCCAUGGUUAUUUUAGCUUUUGGAUGAUUUAAAUAAUCGGUCACUGAUGGUCUGUGCAUUUUUUUUCAACAAUAUUGCUGCCUUUAAUGCUGAUGGGAAUGUCCACUGCUGACUAUACGCACAGUCUGAAUGUGAUGGUGAGAGACUAGAAAGAAAAGAGGAGACUGCUGUUCUGUUGACUUGCCAUCACUUCACUAGGAGCAUCACUCAGGUAUGAGGAAUGACAUCCAUGCUUUCUGAUGGUGCUUUGAGUUUGUACUGAAAAAAAAAUCAAAAUAAAUGUUGCCUCCAUAUUAAUCUACAGCCAUUUGGACUAGAAUUUGAGCCCUGAGCUUAUCGGUCUGUGCUACAUUGCCUCUGUAACACCAGAUUCUGAAGACUUCCUUUUGUCUUACGUGUUUAGUAAUUAGAGCUUUAUUAUACCUGCGCAUAACUAGAGUUUUAUGUGAUAGAGUAAAAAUAAUCCUAAUCACACCUUAAAAGCUUGAAUCGUAAUCCAGAGUGCCUCCAUUUGCUCAAGAGGGCCUUUAAAAAAAAAAAAAAGUCAAAAGCUAGUGUUGAGCGAACGUGUGGCUUCAAGUUCGGCGUACAAGGUUCAGGUUAUCUAACAAAUUCUGUUAUAAUUUCCGCUACCACGGACCAUAACGGAAUUUUUAGAUAACCCAAACCUUGUACGCCGAACUUGAAACCACACAUUCGCUCAAUACUAUCAAAAGCGUUUAGCGAGGUCAUGGGACAUUACAAUUGUAGUAAAGUUUUGUAAAUGUAUUUUUUUUUGUAUUGUGCCAGGGAGUGUGUGGACAGGUUUCUGGCCCCUUAAUUUGUGGUUGGUGGUUACUGUAGAGAUGGAAUAAAAAUAUAAAUUGUGGGCACAUGGGUCACUUAUUGAAGUGCUGGAUACUUACAUAAUUACAGCGGGUAGGUGGGACCUCACUGCACAUUUUCUUUUAGUCCGGAUGUAGCUCAUAGUUGAUGAAGCAGAUUGGUCAAAACAAAAAUAUACUUCCAAUUCUGAUCCGUGGCUUGAUUAGAUGUGGCGUUCGAGUCGUAGCUUUAAUAAGAGGUUCUAAAAUUCCUACUUGUCAAAAUACAGCAUGGUUGACAAGCUACUUGUUCGCUUUGUUAAAGGGGCUAUCCCACAAAUAUUGUUUAUAGGUAUGUCUAGCCCAUAAUUAUAAGCAUGUUUUGAAUUCACACUUACCGUAUGCUUGUAUCCCUAGAUAUUUCAGGAGUAAUGUUAGCAUAGCGCCAUCUGCUGUUUCAUCAGCCCUUGUGUCCAUCUCAGUAAAUGCACUGAGGUGGACACACAUGCUCAGUCUUUGCACUCUGUCAGGUGUUAGAGGGAUUCCUGCUUCUGAAGCUGCUGCGUCUUCUCUCCUUCUCAGGGCAGAUGUUGAGCAAGGACAAUUACAGUAACAGUGUCUUGGUAUCUGCUCUGAGAAGCAGAGAAGACAUUGCAGCCUCAGAAGUAGCCCGAUAGCCACACUACAGAUCCCUCACACACCGAAAUGUGCAGAGAUCAAAACAGCAGGUGGUGCUAUACUAACAUUAUCCCUAAAGAUCUGGGGAUAUAAGCAUUUUUUUUUUUUUUUUUUGUGUAAACACAGAAAAUGUUAAUAAUUAUGGCCUGGAUUUAACUUUACAUUAUUUUUUGUAUAAUAACUCCUUUGAGUGAGAUCAAAUUCCCCCCCCCC